Messenger RNA from Brassica napus (rape), 3975 nucleotides. RefSeq lists its product as uncharacterized. The record is from RefSeq and is a predicted model, not a curated record. NCBI's taxonomy places the organism in Eukaryota, Viridiplantae, Streptophyta, Magnoliopsida, Brassicales, Brassicaceae. Gene Ontology annotation, molecular function: DNA helicase activity. Gene Ontology annotation, biological process: telomere maintenance; DNA repair. Bases 1 to 3975 code for a protein of 1324 amino acids. The transcript has 5 exons.
AUGGAUUAUAGUGUGGUCCAUGCGCCUGGUCCAUACACUAUACGGAUCCAAGGUCAAACUCAUGACAGAAUUGGCUCGCUUAUACCGCAACAAGGCCGUCUCCCUGAAUAUCUCCAGCGUUAUAUAUUUGAUACGAGCAACGAAGUUAGAAACCUCUUAAAUACGAUGGGGGAAACCACAUCAGAAGAUAAAGGGAAGGGGAAAGAAUACGAUCUUCCGAGUACGAGUGAGGUGGCAGGUCUUAUCGUGGGGGAUAUGUCAUCAACAAUUGGAGUACGAGAUAUAGUGGUCCAGUUUCAAUCUGACACUUUGCAGCAGAUACGUGAUGAUCACCCUCAAUACAUGAGCCUACAAUAUCCUCUUUUGUUUCCGUAUGGUGAAUAUGAGUUUCACCGAGAGAUCCCCCUACAUCUUGAGACAGGUACUUCAAGAACAAGGCAAUUCCUAACCAUACGGCAAUACUACGCUUCUCAGAUUCAGACACGUCUUAACCAAGGGAUGACGUUGAUUAAAGGAGGUCGUCUCCUCCAUCAAUUUGUUGUGGACGUUUAUACAACAAUUGAAGAAGAUCGACUGAGGUGGGCGAGGAAUAAUCAAGACAUUUUGAGAGCCGAGCUUUACAGUAAUGUCCUUGAUGCUGUAAGCAAAGGUAACACUGAUGCUAAAAUUAUUGGUCAGAGAUUUAUACUGCCGCCAAGUUUCACCGGCGGGCCCCGAACACCGAGUGCAGAAGAAGUGGAUGAAAUAAGUUCAGCCGGGCUCCCAGAAAAAAAGAAAGACCCAGCUGCUUAUGACUUAGCCACAAAACACAUGAUCCAUGGUCCAUGUGGGCUCUUUAAUUCGAAGUCACCGUGUAUGGAAAAUAAUGUGUGCACAAAAAAGUAUCCUCGGCCGUAUAAUGACAACACUUCGAUUGACAAAUCCGGGUAUGUGUUAUAUCGUCGGCGCCGAAACGACGAUGCGUCUACAUUAAAAGCUGGCGCAGUACUAGACAACACAUUUGUCGUACCUCAUAACAUUAAGCUUCUGAAGAAGUACGAAGCUCAUAUUAAUGUUGAAUGGUGUAAUCGUACAAGCGCAAUAAAAUACUUAUUCAAGUACAUAACCAAGGGCGUUGACCGAGCAACAGCUGUUAUUGAGAAAGAAAAUACAGCAACUACAUCUGACGCCAUGGUAUCUGGAGAAUCAAAGGAGAAAGUCGCCAGGCAACGCAAUGAGAUCCAAGACUACGUCGAAGCCCGAUAUUUAUCAGCUUGUGACUCUAUGUGGCGGACUUUCGCAUUCCACAUACACAAAAGAAAGCCUUCAGUUGAGAAGCUUAUCAUUCACUUAGAAGGCGAACAUAAUAUUAUGGUUAAAUCAACGGAUAACCUCGGCCAUGUAAUCCGCAAACCAGGUAUCGAGAAGACAAUGUUCACUGAAUGGAUGGUUUUAUGCAGAAGGUCAGAGUUUGCCCGGACAUUAACAUAUGUGCAAAUUCCUGAAUAUUUUGUAUGGAACAACAGUGCUAAGGUGUGGACUGAACGUAAGAAAGGAAAAACCAUUGGGCGAGUCGUAGCUGUCCAUCCAUCAGCUGGUGAUCGAUACUAUUUGAGAAUCCUCAUUAAUAAGAUUAAGGGUCCUAGAAGUUAUGACGAGCUAAAAACAUACAACGACGUGAAAUACCCUGACUUCAAAUCAGUUUGCCACGCCCGAGGCUAUUUGGACAAUGAUGUUGAAUGGCUCGAGAGUAUGUCCGAGGGUGCUCGAACAGCCACCCCAUACCAGCUCCGCGAUAUGUUUGUCACAUUCCUAAACAACUGUUUUGUUGCAAGCCCUAAAGGACUAUGGGAACACUCGUGGAAAUCAAUGAGCGAGGACAUACUUCACAAGAGACAAAGGAUCUUAGGUCACGCAAAUCUGGAACUGGAUGAUAAGACCCUAGAGCAAUACACGUUGAUAAAAGUAGAAAAGUUGAUGCGCAUGCAUGAUCGCUCUUUAAAUGAUAUUAAAGAGAUGCCAAAGAUCAACCCUAUUUUGCUAAAAGAAUUGGGGAACAGUUUGUGGAACCAGGAAAUGGAUUACGAUGUUGCCGAGAAAACACUAAGACAUGCCAAACAGUACAACUUAAUUAAUGUCGAGCAUCGUGCGAUCUAUGAAUCAGGGGCACAGGAAAAAUAUUCCUAUACCAAACCAUUAUAUCCAGACUUCGCUCAAGAAAACAAAAUCGUUCUCCCGGUUGCUUCUUUAGGAAUAGCCGCAUUGCUACUACCAAACGGGAGAACAGCUCAUUCUCGCUUUAAUAUUCCGUUGAAGCUCAACGAAGAUAAGCCAUGCAACAUCAAACCAGGUACAAUGCUGGCUGAACUAAUUGAGAAAAUGGACCUCAUAAUUUGGGAUGAGGCACCUAUGACACACAAACAUGCUUUCGAAGCAUUAGACAAGACGUUGAAGGACAUAAUGUCUAUGAAAAAUCCAACCGCAAAGAAUCAGAAUUUUGGCGGCAAAACAGUUAUGUUAGGUGGUGAUUUUAGACAGAUCCUACCAGUCAUUCCACAAGGUAGUACAGCUGAUAUUGUCUUAGCUUCGAUAAGCCAUUCAUAUCUAUGGAAUAGCUGCCACAAGUUCUCUUUAAAAACAAAUAUGCGAGUCAAUCAGGAUGAGAAAGAGUUUUCUGAGUGGCUUCUCAAGGUCGGGGAAGGUCGUCUAGAAUCAGGACAAGAAUAUGAGGAUGAUGGCUACCAUGACCAAUUUAUAACUAUUGAUAAAUCAUUGAUUCGUCAGAGUUAUGUUGAUCCAUUAAAAGGAGUUGUUGAUGCCGCAUAUGGAGAAGUCAACAAACCGACAAAUUCCCAUAAUUCCUACACUGAUAAAGCUAUACUCACACCACGUAAUGAAACCGUCGAUGAACUCAAUGCUUACACCAUCUCACGGACCGACGGGGAAUCAAGAGAUUACUUCAGCUCAGACAGCUUUGAGAUAUCAGAUACUACAUCAGAUCAAAAUGAUACAUUAUACGCCGUUGAAUAUCUCAAUUCCUUGGAAUUCUCGGGAACUUCACUUAAGGUGAUUAGGCAAUUCAAGGAGGAGAUGUCUAAAAAGUUCGAGAUGUCAGGUCUAGGUAAGCUAACAUACUACCUUGGCAUAGAGGUGAUUCAAGGAGCAGACGGAAUCAGAAUAAAACAAGGGAGGUAUGCUCAAGGAAUCCUGCGUGACACAAAGAUGGAAGCGUGUAACGCAACUCAAAUUCCAAUGGAGGCGAAUUUGAAGAUCUCAAAAGCUGAAGAUGAGCAAGAGAUAGAUGCUACCGAGUUCAGAAGAAUCAUAGGAUGUUUGAGGUAUCUGCUUCACACAAGACCCAACCUGUGUUACGCAGUAGGUGUUCUUAGCAGAUACAUGCACAAUCCGAGAGACUCUCACGGACAAGCCAUCAAACACAUAUUGCGAUAUGUGAAAGGAACAACAAACUACGGUCUGUUCUUCAAGAGAGAUGGGUCAAGGAGUGUCGUUGGUUAUAGUGACAGCAGUCACAACAUUGAUCUCGAUGACGGGAGAAGCACGUCAGGACAUGCAUUCUACUACGGUUCAUCACUGAUUACUUGGACGUCGCAGAAGCAGCAGACGGUUGCAUUGUCAUCAUGCGAAGCAGAAUUCAUGGCAGCAACAGAAGCAGCGAAGCAAGCUAUAUGGAUCAAGGAAUUGUUGAGUGAGAUACUAAGCAAAGAAGGCGAGAGAGUCAAGCUUAGGAUCGACAACAAAUCAGCCAUUGCUCUAACCAAGAAUCCAGUUUUCCAUGGAAGGAGUAAGCAUGUACUCAAGAAGUAUCACUUCAUUCUUGAGUGUGUGGAGAACGGGCAUAUCGAAUUGGAGCAUGUGCCGAGUGUUGAGCAGAAGGCUGACAUCCUUACCAAGCCAUUAGCAGGGAUUAUGUUCAAGCAAAUGAGGAGCUUAAUCGGAGUUCAAGAAAUUGAUCUCCCUAAUUCAAGUUGGAAUUAA